CUUGAUUUGAAGCCCAUAGUCUCCGCAAUGUGAGGCAUUCGGACAAAAACUUUAUCUCAGAUUACUGAAACAAUGUCUUUGUCACAAUCGCCCUUGGAAAGCCUUCCGAAUGAGCUGCUGGAUCAGAUCAUCUCCGAACUCUCGGCUUCCCCUCCUUCUCAGUCCAGGGUGCACAAGCCUCCUUGUAUGCGUAUUACUACAUCUAGAACUAGGGAUUUGAAGAAUCUUGCACGCACCUCCUCCCGACUCCGGGAGCUGGUGCGCCCCCACCUCUUCGCUCACGCAUGCUUCGAUAUCAAAGAUGUAGCGGACUUUGUCUCCUUUAUAACGAGCCUAGAUCUUGAUCGAUAUGUAAUAUCGAUUGUGGCCAAGGGGAUGGACUCUCCCGAUCAUCGAGAGGAUCCCUAUUGGUGGCGUCCAGUACUCGAUAGUCUCGAUCCGCUACGGAUCACCGUGAUUGCACCUCCUCCAUUCCUGGCCGCCAUGCUUGACACACGGAUCAUGGACGGACAUAGCUGGGCAUUCGAGGUUCCCUUCCAGGUUCUACAAUUGGAACAGAACUCGCGGGUCUGCAAGCCUCCUCUGCCAUCAGAGACAAAGCAAUCAGUCAGUCUGCUUGAGACUCGGGUAUGGUCUUCCUUUGCCUUCAAUGAGUCGUCCUCGCUCAGGGCGUACAAUCACUAUGAGUAUUUCAUGUUCCAGGUUCCUUCCCUAUUCAAUAAGUGGGGAACUGUGGCAUCCACACAACUGUUCUCUGAGAGGCUGGACCUUUCCCGCUCAUUGAAAUCCUUCACGUCGUUCAACUAUACGGCAGUGUUUCCGUUCUAUAAUCAUGUCAAAUUAGUCUUGGAUGCCAUUGAAUUGAUGACCAACCUGCGUUCAUUGAGCAUCCAACUUGCCCCGUCUCCGAAUGAUAAGAUUACGGAGAUGGAACAGAGAGGCUCCAUGGACCCCAGUGACCCAUGGAUGGAGAUUGCUACCGGAUAUUCACUUAUUGCGCACACUGUCAGGAAAAUGGGGGCGUUAGAUAGUCUUGUGGAAUUCCGUACGCCGGAUUACGAGUUUGAUGCUCUGCGUUCAGAACUAUCUACUAUCCUAGGAGAUGUGUUGGACAGCAGCGGAUGGGUACAUGAUGGAAGAGGAACUUGGACAAAAGUACCUUCGAACGGCGAAGAUGAUCGGUUGGGUUCACCUACGACGCCGAGCGACGAGCUGGGCUUUACAAUAUCCGGCACAACAUGCGUUCGCGAAACCCAGAUCUACUCCACACUUUGUAUACAUCUCACCUUACGACUACAGUUAAACCACUUAACAUACUGGAGCUACGCGUUUUUCCCACUGUCCAGUCCGGUGAAGAACAUCAUGUCCAUCAACGCUUAUAUUGGCGAUGCUGAGCCAGCGCCACCAAUUUUAGCUCACACUAUGCUGCAGUCUGGUCCAUCAGCAGAGAACAAACACAAACAAGAUCAACAACACUCCGCGGAACAAAGCUGGAACAUUUCACAUGACGUGCAAAAGGGACUUCAGAAUAGUCCUGACAGCGUUUUCAGAAGUGGCAUAGUCAUUGGCUUCUCCAGGCUCAGAGACGCACACAAGGAGACGAGUGAUGAGGACGAGUACAUCGGAAGACUCCCACGCCACCUCCUCACAACCCACCUACUACACCAACACCAACACGACACCCACCAACCAAAAACCUACAUAAUCCACCCGGCCAACUUCAGCGCCUUCACCCCCCAACGCCUCCUCACCUCCCUCCUCAACAAAAAUCAACAACAACAACCUCCUCUAUCCCGAACCCAAGCAAUAACCCUCCUGGACUCCGUCCAACUCUUCCCCGUCUACGACUUCAACGCAGCCGCACAAGCAAUCCACGAAAUCGCAGCUACCAUAUCUUCAGCAUCAAGAGAAACAACACCACAUCAACAUAUCAUAAUAAUCACAGGCCUGGACACCCUAACCGAGGGCGUAAUCCGAGCUUCGAACCCCCUGCGCGGAUCAGCUAUGCUCACGUCUGUAUUACGGACACUAACGCAGUUGACUCGAACGCAUGGGUCGAAUGUCUCGGUGAUGUUGGUGAAUACUAGUGGAUUGGGGAAGGUGGUGUCGUCUCAGAGUGGGGGAGUGGGGGAGGAGGUAGAUGCUAACGCUACAAGGGGAAUGUAUGAAAUAGAUGAUGGCGAGGAGGGGAUUCAGUCUGCGUUCCGUGCGCAUAGUGGGGAGAUGUUUCCGAGUUUGUUGAUGAGGACGCUGGAUCAGGGGAUUGAUUCGCAUCUGUUGGUGUCGAGUAUUGGGAGGGUUCCGGUUGUGGAGGUUAUUAAGGAUAGGGUGGGUGGGAAUGUUGGGAGGUGGUGUGUUUGGGAGGGGGAGGUUUGA
Molecule: messenger RNA, 2376 nt
Organism: Aspergillus costaricaensis CBS 115574
Lineage: Eukaryota; Fungi; Ascomycota; Eurotiomycetes; Eurotiales; Aspergillaceae
Product: F-box domain protein
Exons: 4
Coding region: 73-2376 (767 amino acids)
Source: RefSeq, a predicted model, not a curated record